GAACGGGACAUCAUGCAAUCAGAUGAUGUUAUCUGGGAUACACUAGGAAACAAACAAUUUUGUUCCUUCAAAAUAAGAACUAAGACUCAGAGCUUUUGUAGAAAUGAGUACAGCCUGACUGGACUAUGUAAUCGGUCAUCCUGCCCCUUAGCAAACAGUCAGUAUGCCACUAUCAAAGAAGAAAAAGGACAGUGCUACUUGUAUAUGAAGGUUAUAGAACGAGCAGCUUUUCCUAGGCGUCUCUGGGAACGGGUCAGGCUCAAUAAAAACUACGAGAAAGCGCUGGAGCAAAUAGAUGAAAAUCUGAUUUACUGGCCUCGUUUUAUUCGACACAAAUGCAAGCAGAGAUUCACCAAGAUCACCCAGUACCUAAUUCGAAUUCGAAAACUUACACUAAAGCGACAGAGGAAACUUGUUCCUUUGAGUAAGAAGGUGGAGAGGAGGGAAAAAAGAAGAGAGGAAAAGGCAUUAAUAGCUGCUCAGCUGGACAAUGCCAUUGAAAAGGAAUUACUGGAGAGAUUGAAACAAGAUACGUAUGGCGACAUCUACAACUUCCCCAGCCACGCCUUCGACAAGGCCCUGGAACAACAGGAGGCAGAGAGUGACUCUUCAGAUGCUGAGGAAAAAGAGGAAGAAGAUGAAGAAGACAUAGGAAAAAGAGAAUUUGUGGAAGAUGAUGAGGUAGAUGAGAGUGACAUAAGUGACUUCGAGGAUAUGGAUAAACUGGUUGCCAGCAGUGAUGAAGAUCAGGAUGAUAAAUCUUCAAGUGAGGAAGAAGGGAAGGCUCUUAAUGCUAAACACAACGGCAAAACACCCUUGAAAGGACCUUUGCUGAGAAAGCGAGCCUAUGUAGAGAUAGAGUAUGAACAGGAGACAGAGCCCAUGGCCAAAGCCAAAACCAUGUGA
Messenger RNA from Orycteropus afer afer, 906 nucleotides. It is a transcript of the gene MAK16, whose product is annotated as MAK16 homolog. Gene Ontology annotation, cellular component: preribosome, large subunit precursor; nucleolus. NCBI's taxonomy places the organism in Eukaryota, Metazoa, Chordata, Mammalia, Tubulidentata, Orycteropodidae. Gene Ontology annotation, biological process: maturation of LSU-rRNA; maturation of 5.8S rRNA. The record is from RefSeq and is a predicted model, not a curated record.